CGCGUGGGGCGGCGCGUGUUGACAGCGGCGGCGGUGGAACCGGGCGGGCGGCGGGAGUCGGCGCCUCGGGUUCCUGCCUCGCGUCCCUAGGCGGCGGCGGCCGGGCGUCCCGGGAUGGCCUUCAUGGAGAAGCCGCCAGCCGGCAAGGUGCUGCUGGACGACACGGUGCCGCUGACAGCAGCCAUCGAGGCGAGCCAGAGCCUGCAGUCACACACGGAAUAUAUUAUUCGAGUGCAAAGAGGAAUUUCUGUGGAAAACAGCUGGCAGAUUGUUAGAAGAUACAGUGACUUUGAUUUGCUUAACAACAGCUUACAGAUUGCAGGCCUAAGUCUACCUCUUCCUCCCAAAAAAUUGAUUGGUAACAUGGAUCGUGAAUUCAUAGCUGAAAGGCAGAAAGGUCUUCAGAACUAUCUCAACGUGAUCACAACAAAUCAUAUCUUGUCUAAUUGUGAGCUGGUUAAGAAGUUUUUAGAUCCAAACAACUAUUCCGCAAACUACACUGAGAUUGCCUUACAACAGGUUUCCAUGUUCUUCCGAUCAGAACCAAAGUGGGAGGUGGUGGAACCUUUGAAAGACAUAGGUUGGAGAAUAAGGAAGAAAUAUUUCUUGAUGAAGAUUAAAAAUCAGCCAAAGGAACGGCUAGUGUUAAGCUGGGCUGACCUUGGCCCGGACAAGUAUUUGUCAGAUAAAGAUUUUCAGUGUCUAAUCAAACUUCUGCCUUCUUGUUUGCACCCUUACAUCUAUCGGGUUACCUUUGCCACAGCUAAUGAAUCUUCAGCGUUGCUAAUUAGGAUGUUUAACGAAAAGGGAACGUUGAAGGAUCUGAUCUACAAGGCAAAACCAAAAGACCCAUUUCUAAAGAAGUACUGCAACCCUAAGAAGAUUCAGGGCCUGGAACUCCAGCAAAUAAAAACAUAUGGACGGCAAAUAUUAGAGGUACUGAAGUUUCUUCAUGACAAGGGAUUCCCUUAUGGGCAUCUUCACGCCUCCAAUGUGAUGCUCGAUGGGGACACUUGCCGGCUGCUAGACCUUGAGAAUUCCUUAUUGGGCCUGCCUUCCUUCUACCGAUCUUAUUUUUCACAAUUCAGGAAAUUCAAUACAUUGGAAAGUGUGGAUGUCCACUGCUUUGGCCACUUACUGUAUGAAAUGACUUAUGGACGACCGCCAGACUCGGUGCCUGUGGACUCCUUCCCUCCUGCCCCAUCCAUGGCUGUGGUGGCCGUGUUGGAGUCUACGCUGUCUUGUGAAGCCUGUAAAAAUGGCAUGCCUACCGUCUCCCGGCUCUUACAGAUGCCAUUAUUCAGCGAUGUUUUACUAACCACUUCUGAAAAACCACAGUUUAAGAUCCCUACAAAGUUAAAAGAGGCAUUGAGAAUUGCCAAAGAAUGUAUAGAGAAGAGACUAAUUGAGGAACAGAAACAGAUUCACCAGCAUCGAAGACUGACAAGAGCUCAGUCCCACCAUGGAUCUGAGGAGGAAAGAAAAAAAAGAAAGAUUUUAGCUCGAAAGAAGUCAAAACGAUCUGCUCUUGAAAAUAGUGAAGAGCAUUCAGCGAAGUACAGCAACUCCAAUAAUUCAGCAGGAUCUGGGGCCAGCUCACCUCUCACGUCCCCGUCAUCGCCAACUCCACCCUCUACAUCAGCUGCCUUAGGUUUGAGUAAAAGAUGUAAAGAAAGGGAUAUCUGCAUUACCUCCACCUCCUCCACCUCCACCACCACCAGCAGCUCCCUUGCCUCCUGCGAGCACCGAGGCACCUGCCCAGCUCUCGUCUCAGGCUGUGAAUGGCAUGAGCCGAGGGGCCUUGCUCAGCUCCAUCCAGAAUUUCCAAAAAGGAACUUUGAGGAAAGCCAAAACCUGUGAUCACAGUGCUCCGAAGAUCAGCUGAAGCUUCCUGUUUACACUUGGAGGGAAAAGUUCUUUUUUAUUCCUACUCACCCCUACCCCCCAAACUACCCUCUUCCUGGGAAAGUAAUUGCUGAGCCAGUACAGCCACAAACAGUACUAUUUUGCAGAUGCUCAUGUAAGAAGCUUUUCAAGAGGGAAAUAAUUCUUUAAGCAGAAUAAAGUUAGGCUGGCAUUGCUCCCUUAAGAUCUUGCUCCUUUAUUAAUCCUGUAAAGGAGUCUUGUUUAUCCUCUAAUGGGCAUGCUUUGGGGGCAGCAGCAUAUUGAAGUAUUUUCACCAACUAAAGGAAAUAGACAGAAAAACAAUGACAAUAUUCAAUCACAGCAGUAAAUGGCCUUUGUGUUGCAAUCCCUUCUACCCCAUCAGACAGCUCCUAGAAACAUUCCUCUUACAGUUCAUUUCUCUAAAGCAUUUUCUGAUUCUUAGAUAACUCCAAUUUUUGCUACCUUUAUCUUAGACAUUAACACUAUAGCCCAAAGCAUAGUUACUUUGCUGAAUCAGAAAGCAACUGAGUUCUUUUUUUCCCCUCAAAUAGAAUGGGGAACGUUCACAACAUUCUCUUAAGUUCUAACAGGAAUACCAUUGUGGUUAUAGAACUCAGGGCUGCUAAAGCAACUACUCUAGACCCAUAGUUCUUUUUAGUUAGAAUGUAUUGAAACAGACAAAAAUAUUAACAUCAGAAAAAGCUCUUGCCAAUUAGAGGAUCUUCUUAAUCCUCAGCAAUUAAGUUUGGGGUUUGAGGGGGGCAGGUCAUUGUUACAACAGAAGUAAAUUUGGCAUCUAUAGAAAUCAAUUAUGAUUUUUGAAAGAUCUAAAUAUAUCAAUAUAGCAUCUCUUUAAUGUUAGUCAUUUAUUAGAAAGAUCCUUUAUCCUGAUUUGCUUAAACCUUUCAAAAAAUUGCACUUUAAAGGAUUAUAAUCCAUUUAAAAAUUCAAGUACACACAUCAGUGUUGGUUACUAUGCAGAGAAUGUCAUUGUGUAUAGUUUCAUGUAAUCUGUGAUGUCAGCCGUAUUUUUUAUUAAAAUCAUGUCAAGAAAA
Gorilla gorilla gorilla (western lowland gorilla) is the source of this 2942-nucleotide messenger RNA. It is a transcript of the gene PXK, whose product is annotated as PX domain containing serine/threonine kinase like. The record is from RefSeq and is a predicted model, not a curated record. Gene Ontology annotation, cellular component: late endosome; plasma membrane; early endosome. Bases 115 to 1860 code for a protein of 581 amino acids. Lineage: Eukaryota; Metazoa; Chordata; Mammalia; Primates; Hominidae. Gene Ontology annotation, molecular function: protein kinase activity; ATP binding; actin binding. The transcript has 19 exons. Gene Ontology annotation, biological process: negative regulation of monoatomic ion transport; negative regulation of ATP-dependent activity; protein phosphorylation.